AUACGAUGACCCGAAUGAAAGGAACUAAUAAUUGACACGUGAAAAUAAGCAAUAAUAAAUAAUUAACGUAUAUAUAUCGUUUAUAUCGGCGUGUGGAAAACAAUUGACUUGUACUCGCAUAUCGCGGUAUAUCACGGAUUCAUUGGACAACUAUAUCAAUCCAAGUACACGUGACCUCAGGCUCCUUAGAUCGGUGCGGCUGUACCGGCGGAAUGUGAUGUGAUAAGCGCCAUGGUACCAGUAUAGCAGUGAGAUAAUAAUUCACGAAGAGCCGAGGAACCAGCGCAGUUUAUGGCGAACCGCCGCGAGAAACAGGUCAAAAUCGAAAGUGAAGUAUCUAAUCCAAGUGCGCCGAUUUGACCGCCAAUUCUCCUCCAGAUUCUUAGGUGCCUUCGAGUUCAAAAACCGACGCGAAAUCGCGCGUAAAUUCGCAUAAAAAAUCGUGAUAAAAAAUCGCUUUUUUUAAACUGGAUGUAAAUAGAAUAUCGUGAAUCGUCCCUCGUGUCUUCAGGGGAGCAGAUAAGAAAAAAGGGUUUCAUUUUAUCGCCAUGGAGUCCAUCAAGAAAACUAACGUCAACAGCGUCAAAUCCUCCGAGGAAAUUAACACGGAAUCGGUCGCAAAUGGAUUUUACGAGAAAGUGGGUAACGGAAACGUGGACAUUUAUUUACGUGAGACGACCGCCGAUGGAUUGCGAAAAAGUAUGCAGGAAAUGAGGGAGAAUGUUUUGGGACAAGUUAACGAUCGUAUUAACGAUAUGAUAGCCGAGGUUCUGCAAGGAAUUGAGACAUCUCUAUCGAAAAGAGAACCGUUUAACAAAGACAAAUAUCGUGAUAAAAGACAAUCUAAUAAAGAAGGUGCACUCCCAGAUAAAGAGUUUCUUGCCAGAAACUCGCUGCUCGACGAUCUCUUCAAGAUUACAGACAUUCGCACGGUUUACAAUCUCUUCAUGGUGACUCUCAUACUUUUCUUCUUCAGCACCGUCGCGAGCGACAUAAUGGAUGGGGGAUCAUUGUUGAUCGGGACCAUGACGAUACGCAAAGCUUUCGCCAAAUUUCCGACUUGUCUCUAUAUUUGGGCGCUUAUGCAGAUCUCGACAAUCAGUAUCUACAUUCCCUUCAACCUCUGGGCCUAUCAACGACUCCAGUUUUCACCGAAAUCUUCCAUCCGGAAGUUUUGGGAUUAUAGCUUCCUGACAAUCUUUAUAAUGUAUGUAGUUUACUUUAUACAUUUUCCUGUCACGGCAAUGCUUAGGGAAGAUCUAGGCACAGCUAGCUGCUUAGCUCUACUCUUGGAACAAGUGCGCCAGAUGAUGAAGAGUUAUGCUUUCGUUAGAAGCGUGGCACCCAGGUUUAUAUCUUACAAACCUCACAGUGAUGUUCCGCAACCGAAUGGACCCGGAUUCUCGCAAUAUUUGUACUUCCUAUUCGCACCGACUCUCAUAUAUCGUGAUAAAUAUCCGAGGAACGAACAAAUCAGAUGGAUGGUGGUAAUGAAAAAUUUCGUCGAGGUUGGCCUGGUAAUCUUUUAUUUGGCCUUCGUCAUAGAGCGCCUCGUAGGACCGAAUUUUGAAAUGUUUGGUAAACAACCUGUAGAAUCGAAGUGGGUCGUGAAGAGGAGUAUCGAAGCGACCAUCCCAGGGAUUCUCUUCUUCAUCUCCGGAAAUUACCUCUUAUUACACUCGUGGUUGAACGCCUGGGCGGAGAUGUUGCAGUUUGCGGAUCGAAUGUUUUAUAAGGAUUGGUGGAACUCGACGUCCUACCGCAUGUACUAUCGCACUUGGAACGUGGUGGUACACGACUGGCUCUACACUUACAUCUACAAGGAUAUGUACGAGAUCGUGAUGCCGCGCAGCAAGCCGAUGGCGACCCUCGUCGUCUUUCUCGUCUCCGCUACCUUUCACGAGUAUAUUCUCGCGUUCGGGUUCGGCUUCUUCUACCCGGUGAUGUUCAUUCUGUUCGCCGGCUUCGGCUUCUGCUUCUUCUUCAUCGGCAGUAUCGCCUCCAGCAACACCUUCAUAUGGCUGAGCUUCUGCAUAGGAAACGGCAUCAUGUUCAGCACCUACUCGAUGGAGUACUACGCUAGACGUCACUGUUCACCUUACUUCAAUUACUACCUGGACCUGCUUGUACCGCGAAGCUGGGUCUGUCAAGCGCAGUUCGCCUCGUAGAUGGUCCAGUUUCGAUCUUCAGCGGUGUGAAUUCUCUUUUCGUGCUGUUAUUAUCAAACCCAGACUGCAUCAAAAUCGAAACAUGCCCAAAAUCAGGACAUAAGACACAAAAAUGUCCUUUAGAUAUCGUCCCAAGUAGCAAACUGAUCUCAUUAAACGUCACAAUAACGUCAUUGAACGUCACUAUGACGUCAUUAAACAUCACAAUGGCGUCAUCGACGUCAAAAUGACGUCAUUAAACGUCGUAAUGAUGUCACUAACCGUCAUAUAAAGGUUAUCGACGUCAUUUUUACGUUUAAUGACGUCAGUCUGUUACCUAGAGGAUGUCAUACAAUAUCUUAUGUCCUGAUUUUGGAUAUAUUGCUGUGUGGGAAAUGGACUAUAUAUAGUGUAGAGAUAAUCUAGAAGUAUAUUAAGCUCUUUUUUAUAAACAAAUAAUAAAAGACUAAUGAGAGUUAAAAGUUAUUAAAAUGAAAUGAUGUGUGAAUGGUUAGAAUUCUUGAAAUUGUUUACGAGGCUUUUUGAUGACUCUGUCAUUUUUUUCAAUUAAAAUUACAUUAACUAUUAAAAUUUAAUUAAUUAAUUGAAAUUUGUAUCGCAAAGUUGCUCCUUUUUGCAUCUAUUGUAUGUUUUUAAAAUUGCUUCGCGUCUUGAUGAAAAAAACACAGUUUUGUCUUCUUUUUUAGCGAAAAUUAUUUAAUAGUCUCUAUAUUCAAAUCAAUUAAUAAUUUAUGAAAAUGGGUGGUUUAUUUGUUUUUUACACUUAUUGCUCAAUUAUAAUAUACUUUUCCAUUUUUUUUUCUGUCGAAUUUAUGAUCCUCUUCCGUAGAUUGACUAACAUUCUUAUUAUAUUUCAGAAUUGUAUUAGAUAAAUUUGUGAUAUAUUUUUACGCGACAACAGGAAAGAAAAAUAUACAUUCGCGUCUAGAGUAAAAAUAUUAAAAUUUUUUCUGUUUGUAACAAACCAGAGAAAUAUAUAUUGUAUAAUAUUAUGAUUUGCAUGUGAAAGUGCCAUGUAUAUAUAGAUAAUAUAUAUAUGUAUAAUAUAAAAAUUUAAUAAAAUUAAUCGAGUCCAAAAUGAUACUUUUACACGCGAAUUAUAAUAUAAUUUAAAAUCAUUUAGAUAUUGCUAUAUUAAGACUAAUUGUUUUAUAAUUUUGUAUAUUUUAGUGCCAACCAUUGUAUAA
Messenger RNA from Nylanderia fulva, 3355 nucleotides. NCBI's taxonomy places the organism in Eukaryota, Metazoa, Arthropoda, Insecta, Hymenoptera, Formicidae. The record is from RefSeq and is a predicted model, not a curated record.